CCCUUAAAUAAAAUUUAAAUAGAGAAAUCGUAAAGUAGAGAGAGAGACACUGACUUUGUAAGACCUUCAGGAAACUCAGAUAUAUCAAAAGUAUUUUAGCACAAAAUAGAUCUCAAAAGGACGCUGUACUCAGGUUAGGGUAUUUAAGGGAAAACUUUAAAUUGGCAUCAAAACUUUUGAACUUUUGCAGAAAGGGGGCGAAAGUUGCAGUGGGGGCGUGCGUUGGGUCAACGGCAGGCCAUUAAAUAGAUUGAUGUCCAGGCCAACUGACUUGGGAACUAUGUCAAUUGAGACAGUAAACUGAAUCAAAGGAGGUUAUAAGUCUCCCUUCACCCUGCUGACAGCUAAGCAGUAGUACAUAAAUUCCUACUGUCGGAAGCAUAAAUACGAAAAAUAUUAUAUAGUUUGUUAUUAUGUGGUCGGAUAUAAUACUAAGAGCGCUGUUCGGACCCAGCUAUGUGCCGCACAAGAUCCAAAAGCUAUUGGAAUAUCGCUUCGUAUUCGCUGUCAUACUUGGCUUUCUGCUGGAUUACCAGAUGCUUGGAAUUUUUCUCGCCUCUCAAUUUUUUGAAUUGAGAAGCACAUUGAACUCCGUAAUUAUGACCCUUCAGAGGUCUAUGUUUUCGGUAUAUACAAUGGCAAUGAUGGUUAUAAUACGAGUUUUUGUGGCAGGAUAUGGUCUUAUAUUGUGCCAUAUGCAUUAUGCCUAUCCCAGAUGUAAUGGCUCAAAAAUGAAAAGGAUUAUCAAUGACUUUCCCACACAUUUUUCACUGCUCUUCUCGAUACUGUUAGUAGCAUUUGCAAGCAGCUGGCUAUAUGCAUCCUAUGCGGACCCUGUCGAAGGAUACUAUCUCCAGAUAUUGGGCUGCAUAUCUGGGAUUUUUUAUUUCAAAACCCAACACGGUUUUACCCUUCAACGAUUCCCAUUGCCCAUAGUGCGUUUGGGUCUGCUGAAGUCCAUCCAGCAGAUGUGGUGGCCUUUAUUGGAAAGAUCUGGAAGAGAAGCUUUUGGUACAACUAUUAUAUUUACCAUGCUUUUCUGGCCUUAUAUGGAAAACAUUUUUAACGGACUUUAUCUGAUAUUAACGGAACCUGGGAUACUCCUUAGAGGUUGGCUGGUAAAUACCCUUAUCUUGGCAAAGUUACGAAUGGUCUGGGAGCUUUAUGGCCUGAUUAUGCAGCGUCAAUUGCCAUUAAGUAUCGACUUUCGAUGCCAGGACAUAAUAGAGGAUAUAUGUCUACGCAAUAUAAUUAAGGAAUGGAUAAAAACCUUGAUCUGCAGAAUCAAACAGCAGCCAGUGGAUGAGAAGCCACGUUAUACACAUUCCCUAUCCAUAUCAACCGCACUGGAUAGUACCCACAUAUAUGGAUUUAAGGUGCUGGCUGCCCGUGACUUUUAUGCAGAAAUGUCAGGCAGUUUGUGGACCGAAUUGGUCGCUAUCGAGGACGUGAAGAAUACCAGUGCUUAUUGGGAAGAAUUGCGAAAAGUUCUAUAUAAAAUAAUUAAUGAUUUUCUAGUCAAAAUGGACUCCUGUUUGGAUACUGCUCCUCGAGCGCAGAUCAGUGACUUACUGAAGCGUCAAACAGGGAUUAGAUCCCUGGUCAAGCCCAAGGAAGUAGCCCAAGGGUCGCUUAGAAAAUACUGUAGAGCCCCGCAAAUUGAAAUUCAAAUUCAGCCAACCCAUUUGUGCAUUUGUAAUAUAGUAGGUUACUUGAGAGAACUCGUCCAUUUCUAUUCGGGACUUUUCUUUCCGAGCUACCUAGUAUUUCCGAAUCAGUUUGCUUUUCUCUUCGCAAUCGAUAAACUGGCUAAACUCAACCAUGUACUCCAAUGUGGUGAGCCUUUGGUGUGGAUCCUUCAAGGACUCGUUUGCAUCUGUGCGAGAUCGUUAAGGGAAGACAGCCAUGGUAUUGUCCAGAAAGAUCUAUCUUGGGUUUUUGAAGUCCUUAUCAAAGUGGAGGGAAAGCUGAUUGCCGCUGCUGAGGUUCCUGUUCAGUCGGACCGUGAAAACGGGAAGCUCUGCCCCAGCCACAAGCUACUGAAGUUGGCCACCAAUCGCUGUUUAUUCAAAAUGUUAAAGACAUUUGGCCCACAUCUGAAUUAUAUUGUGAAUGACCAAACACUAAGGGAAGAACUGAAGAGCAGAAUGAAAAUUCUGAAUCAGUUUUAAGAAAUCUUUUAAUCUAUUUUUAAUGUUCAUUAAAACUGAUAUUUAUUUUAUUAUGUAAAAUAUCGAAUAUUAAACGGAGUUACCAUUAUAUCAAA
Drosophila kikkawai is the source of this 2266-nucleotide messenger RNA. Its product is annotated as nucleoporin Ndc1. The record is from RefSeq and is a predicted model, not a curated record. Lineage: Eukaryota; Metazoa; Arthropoda; Insecta; Diptera; Drosophilidae.